CGGUUUCGAGCAUCUCCGCCGUGGCAGGAAUUUUUUAAAAUCUAAACACAGGGAUACAAGUAUAAAGCACCAUUUACGUUGCAGUGACGACGUCAAGGGUACAAUGAUGACAUCAUGUGGUCUGCUAACUGCCCAGAACAAACCAGUUCCUCUGAAGAGCAUUGAGGUGGAGCUGGAGGUGAGGGACCAUGUGGCUACAGUGGUCUCCACCCUGAACUAUGAGAAUAAGGAGGACAAACCAUUAGAGGCUGUUUUUGUCUUCCCUCUGCCUGGAGACGCUGCUGUCUGUCAUUUCAGUGCUAAGAUCGGACAGACACAGAUUGUAGCUGAGGUGAAGGAGAAACAGAAGGCUCGUGAGGAGUAUGAUGAUGCUCUGAGCUCGGGUCAGCAGGCCUUCCUAUUGGAGGAGAGUGAUCAGAGUCCAGAUAUAUUCUCUCUGAGUGUGGGCAGUCUGCCUCCAGGAGAGCGCGCCUCCAUCAGGUUGGAGUACGUGACUGAGCUGGCUGUGCAGGCUGAUGAUGGUCUGAGGUUCUGUCUGCCUACUGUGCUCAACCCUCGAUACCAGCCUCAGGGGAGCUUUUCCCUCUCAUUGUUGCCAAGGAACUUGCUCAUAGGGGGUCUUUCGAGUGUGGGGUUAGUGCCCUACAGUCUGUCUUUCUCUGCCCGAGUGUCCUCUCCUCGUCCAAUCUCUAAAGUAGAGUCCAACUGUUCCCUGGACCCUCUCCAGUACCUCAACACUGAUCAAACCCAGGCCACGGUCAAGCUGGCUGCAGGACACAAGUUUGACAGAGAUGUUGAACUGCUGAUUUAUUACAAAGACGCCCACCAGCCCACUGCUGUGGUGGAGGCAGGACAGGCCUCUGCUGAGCCGGGCUCUCUGAUGGGUGAUCCAGUGGUGAUGGUGAGUCUGUACCCUGAGUUCUCCCAGUCUGCGAUGUCUUCAUGUGGAGAGUUUGUGUUCUUAAUGGAUCGAUCUGGAAGUAUGAGUAAUACUCGCAUCCGCAGUGCCAGGGAUACUCUGCUGCUCCUGUUGAAGAGCUUACCAAUGGGCUGCUAUUUCAAUAUUUACAGUUUUGGGUCCAGAUAUGAACACAUCUUCCCUAAGAGUGUGGAGUACAGCCAGCAGACCAUGGAGGAGGCUCUAAAGAAAGUUGAGCAGAUGGAGGCUAAUCUUGGAGGAACUGAGAUCCUGGAGCCCCUCAAAUAUAUUUACAGCCAGCCCUGCAUUCCCAAUCAGCCAAGACAGCUGUUUGUCUUUACUGAUGGAGAGGUGAGGAACACCAAAGAAGUGAUAGAUCUGGUGAAGAAGAACUCAGAUUCUCACAGGUGUUUCUCUUUUGGGAUUGGGGAAGGGGCCAGCUCUGCUCUCAUCAAUGGGAUGGCCAACGAAGGAGGAGGUCAUGCUCAGUUCAUCACAGGGACUGACAGGAUGCAAGCAAAAGCGAUGCAGUCGCUGCGAUUUGCUCUGCAGCCGACUGUGGUCGACAUCUCAGUCACAUGGGAUUUACCAAAGGAAGUGUCUGUCACUGUCCUCUCUCCACCAAUCACAGCACUUUUCCAGGGUCAGAGGUCACUGAUUUAUGCCCAGCUCAGUGGACAGAGCUCAGAGGCAGCAGAGGGCUGUGUGACGGUGAAGUACAGCCUGGCAGGUCAUCCCUCUGAGAACCAGUUGCACUUCAGUCUCAGACCUGCAGAGGACACUGGAUUAACAGUCCACAGGUUGGGUGCUCGAACUCUAAUUCGCUCCCUGGAGAUGGGGGAGAGAGAGCACAGAGGACAGCAAGUUGGAGGUGUGAAGGAGAAGGUGGUGCAUCUCAGUGUCCAAACAGGAGUGAGCAGUUCUUUCACUGCCUUCAUUGCUGUCAACAAAGACAACAGCGAAGUGAUUCAAGGACCUCUUGUGUGCAGAAAUGUUCCGACACCCUCAUUCAAGGGAUUAGCAGCUCAUUGCUAUGAACCAACAAAGUCUGACAGCAAAAAAGGGCUAUUUCCUCACAUGAAGAAGAAACUACCUGUCUUUUGGAACUCUCAUAAGAUGCCUACCAAGCAUUAUGCUGCUUCACAUAUGUUUGUUUACGAAGCUGCUGUGCAUGAGCACCUAUCCAGAGACCCUUUGCUACAGUUAGUCUCCCUCCAGGAGGCGUCUGGCUGCUGGCUGCUUGAUCCAGCUCUGGCUACUGCACUGGGAAAGACCAGCAAGGAGGUGAAAAAGUCAAAGCCUGAAAAGGGCAGCAAUGAAGUGUGGGCCACCGUUCUGGCUCUGAUCUGGCUUCAUGCUUUCAAGAUGGAUGCAAAGGACGAGUGGGAGCUUCUGGCUAUGAAGGCUGCCUCAUGGCUCCGUGCUCAGAAUGCACCAUGUGUGUCAGAGUGUGUGGACGCUGGAAAUGUCCUGUUGGGUUCCAGCGUGAAGAAAGAAGCUCUGGGACUCUGAGAGUUUUCUCAAAGAGCUAGUUAUGCCAAAUGCCUUUUGAUUCAGUGUUGUGUCUUC
Molecule: messenger RNA, 2488 nt
Organism: Haplochromis burtoni (Burton's mouthbrooder)
Lineage: Eukaryota; Metazoa; Chordata; Actinopteri; Cichliformes; Cichlidae
Product: von Willebrand factor A domain-containing protein 5A
Exons: 19
Coding region: 104-2431 (775 amino acids)
Source: RefSeq, a predicted model, not a curated record